Ostreobium quekettii is the source of this 1683-nucleotide messenger RNA. Lineage: Eukaryota; Viridiplantae; Chlorophyta; Ulvophyceae; Bryopsidales; Ostreobiaceae. The record is from the annotation of a GenBank genome assembly.
AUGGCGGGCGUUUGCAGGCUUCCGGCACUCCGCAGCCGAGGCCCGGCCGCUCCGCGGGCCGGCCCCAGGCCCCUGCCCCUGAGGGCCGUGUCCGCCGACAGGCCCUCCGGGCAUGUCGCUUUUGGCGCGAAGCUCGCCGGGCUGGGCGAUCGCCGGCGGCCCCUGCUAUCCAAGGCGCCGAUCGGCCCCUCGGAGCCCAUUCGGCGGCCAACCGUCCACGUCGAGGCCUCUGAUGCUGCGGCGCCGGCCGCCCAGGACCCCGGCAUCCAGUGGGGGGCCGACCUGGGCAAGCUGGCCCUGUGCGUGGGGCUGUCCGCCCUCGUGUGGUUCGCGCCGCCGCCGUCGGGCGUCACAUCCCAGGCCUGGCACCUGCUGUCCAUCUUCCUGGGGACCAUCGUAGGCAUCGUGACCACGCCUCUGCCGCUGGGCGCGGUGGCCAUGCUGGGGCUUGGGGCCACCAUGCUCACCAAGACGCUGACUUUCUCGGCGGCCUUCAGCGCCUUCGCCACGGAGAUCCCGUGGCUGAUCGCCAUCGCCUACUUCCUGGCCGGCGGCUUCCAAAAGUCUGGUCUGGGCCAGCGCAUCGCCUACAUGAUCGUCUCCGCCUUCGGCAAGACCACCCUGGGGCUGACCUACUCCCUGGUCUUCGCCGAGGCCCUGCUGGCGCCCACCAUCCCCUCGGUGGCCGCGCGCGCCGGAGGGAUCUUCUUCCCCCUCGCCCGCGCCCUGUGCAAGGCGUGCGGCUCGGACCCCGAAGAGGGCACGGAGAAGAAGAUGGGCGCGUACGUCAUGGCCACGUGCUUCCAGACCAGCACCAUCUCCUCCGCCAUGUUCAUCACCGCCAUGGCGGCCAACCCGCUGGCGGUGACCCUGGCCCAGUCGGCCAUCAACUACAACAUCACCUGGGGCGUGUGGGCGCAGGCGGCCAUCGUUCCUGGCCUGGCGUGCCUGAUUGCCGUGCCCGCCAUCCUGUACGUCCUGUUCCCGCCGGAGACCAAGGACACGCCGGACGCGCCCCGGCAGGCGCAGCGGGAGCUGGACCGCCUGGGCCCCGUUUCCACGGACGAGAAGAUCACCGGCUUCGCGCUGCUCGUCACCGUCAGCCUGUGGAUCUUCGGCAGCACCCUGGGGAUCAACAGCGUGGCGGCGGCCAUUGUGGGCCUCACCAUCUUGCUGGUCACGGGCGUCGUCAAGUGGAAGGAGUGCCUGUCCAACAACGCGGCGUGGGACACGCUGACCUGGUUCGCUGCGCUGAUCGCCAUGGCGUCCUACCUCAACAAGUUCGGCUUCAUUGCGUGGUUCUCGGACAAGGUGGUGGGGGUCGUGGGCGGCCUGGGCCUGGGCUGGCAGGCCGCGUUCGCCCUCGUGGCCGUCAUCUACUUCUACUCGCACUACUUCUUCGCCUCGGGCGCCGCCCACAUCGGCGCCAUGUACACGGCGUUCCUGUCGGUGGCGGCCGCCUGCGGCGCCCCCGUCAAGCUGGCGGCGAUCGCGCUGGGGCAGCUGUCCGACCUGAUGGGCUGCCUGACGACCUACGGCAUCGGCUCCGCGCCGCCGUACUUUGGCUCCGGGUACGUCAACCAGGGGGACUGGCUGAAGAUCGGCUUCAUUCUGUCCGUCUUCUACUUGGUGGUGUGGCUGGGCCUCGGCGGCGUCUGGUGGAAGUUCCUGGGCCUUUGGUGA